AUGGGUUGGUUCGACGGCAAUCGUGAUGCUCACCAGCAGAUCUACGGUGACCAGCAACACGAAGCCAAGUUUUCUCACGAGCUCAUUGGCGGAGCGGCGGCAUUUGAAGCCAUGAAAAGUUUUGAAAACUCGCAACGCAGAAAAGGCGAAACUGUCAGCCAUGGCACAGCCAAAGAACUGCUUGCAGCCGUUGCUGGCGCCGAAGUGGACCGCCUGUUCGAGACCAAAGGCUUGGAUGCCUAUGAUCGAGAGGAGGCCAAGCGCCAUGCUAAGCGGCAGGCCGAACAAAUGUACGAUGACCAUUAUGGAGGUCAGGGCGAGUAUGACCCCAACUCGCGUGACCGGCCACCAUUGGACUAUUAG
This is a messenger RNA of Pestalotiopsis fici W106-1, 363 nucleotides long. RefSeq lists its product as uncharacterized. NCBI's taxonomy places the organism in Eukaryota, Fungi, Ascomycota, Sordariomycetes, Amphisphaeriales, Sporocadaceae. The record is from RefSeq and is a predicted model, not a curated record. The coding region runs from base 1 to 363 and encodes 120 amino acids. The transcript has 3 exons.